UCAAACAUCUACUUAGUGAUACCUAUUUCAUUAGUUAUCUCUCUGAUUACCGAUACAUUUUGAUGAUAUUUUAAGUUUCUUUAAAUAGUUUAAUUAGUAUUUAAAUAACAAAAUGAAAAUUUUAUAUAAAACUCUGCUGUUUACAGCAGUGUUUAUGGCUGGUUUCCUGAUACUGAACACCAUGGCUCAAAGUAAACAAAAGAGUGGCUUGUCGCUGUCCGAGAAAGUACAAAACCUCAUGGAUAUGAAUAAUAAAAAGGCUUUGUUACGUUUUAAUGGUCAGAAAUUUAAGGAAUAUGUUAAAAACUCGCCCCGAAACUAUUCCAUGAUUGUUAUGUUGACGGCGUUGGCUCCAUCACGUCAAUGCCAGAUAUGUAGACAUGCCCAUGAUGAGUUCCAAAUUGUGGCACAAUCUUAUCGCUUUUCACCGGUCUACUCGAAUAAACUGUUCUUUGCCAUGGUUGAUUUCGAUGAAGGUUCCGAUGUUUUCCAAAUGCUACGUCUGAACACUGCCCCUGUGUUCAUGCAUUUCCCAGCCAAGGGCAAACCAAAGGGAGCUGAUACCAUGGAUAUUCAUCGUGUGGGUUUCGCUGCUGAUGCCAUUGGCAAAUUUAUUGCUGAACGUACUGACAUUCAAAUUCGCAUAUUCCGACCACCAAAUUAUUCUGGUACCGUUGCUAUGAUAACGCUGGCUGCUUUGGUUGGUGGUUUCCUCUACAUGAGACGUAACAAUUUGGAAUUCUUGUACAAUAAAUCAAUAUGGGGAGCAAUUGCGGUGUUCUUCUGUUUCACCAUGAUCUCGGGACAAAUGUGGAAUCACAUUCGUGGACCACCACUUGUGCACAAGUCACAGAAUGGUGGUGUAGCCUAUAUACAUGGAUCUUCACAGGGCCAAUUGGUUGUGGAGACCUACAUUGUCUUGGGUUUGAAUGCUUUGAUUUUCUUUGGCAUGCUGUUGCUUACUGAAUCAGGCAGUCAAACAGAUCCACGUAAGGGACGCAUCAUGUCCAUAGUUGGUUUGGCACUAUUAGCCAUAUUCUUUUCAUUCCUACUUUCGGUGUUCCGCUCGAAGGCUCAAGGUUAUCCCUAUAGCUUUUUAUUUAAAUGAAUAUAUUUAUGGAAAAGUUUAUAAUUACCUAAACUUAUUACGAAAUUCAAUAGAUGCGUUUUUCUAUACAUAAAAUAAUUUACGUGAGGAAAUAAACAUGUUUUGUUUUUGUGUAAACAAA
Messenger RNA from Musca domestica (house fly), 1229 nucleotides. RefSeq names its product tumor suppressor candidate 3 (gene Ostgamma). Gene Ontology annotation, cellular component: oligosaccharyltransferase complex. The coding region runs from base 113 to 1108 and encodes 331 amino acids. The transcript has 4 exons. The record is from RefSeq and is a predicted model, not a curated record. NCBI's taxonomy places the organism in Eukaryota, Metazoa, Arthropoda, Insecta, Diptera, Muscidae.